Molecule: messenger RNA, 1648 nt
Organism: Chrysemys picta bellii (western painted turtle)
Lineage: Eukaryota; Metazoa; Chordata; Testudines; Emydidae
Source: RefSeq, a predicted model, not a curated record
CCUGGCAACAGGGGAUGUCAGCGGUGGGAGGGGAGGGGGAAUAAUAAUUGAUUUGUAUUUGUGGUAGCACCUUGGAACCCUAGUCCUGGACCCCAUUGUGCAGGGCGCUGUACGUUAUGUAUUAGGUGUAUUACGGUAGCACCUAGGAACCCAUCAUGGGCCCAGACCCCAUUGUGCAGGGCGCUGUACAAACCCAGGACAAAGAUAUGGCCCUUGUCCCAAAGAGCUGCUUCUCUCUCACACUCACACACCCCCCCCCUCGUGAGCUGAGCUCUGCAGGGAUAGCGCAAACGGGAUUUGAAUGCCUAUUCGCUUUGCUUCUUUAAAAUCUGUUGAUUCCUUAGCUGCAUGGACACGCCACCGGGAAACCAGUCACGUUGGGCCACGCUCACGCAUCACAGGCCCCCUCUGACCUCACAACGCACAAGGCUGCGCUACCACGGUUACCAGUCUGGACCAAGGGCCAGAGGUGGGCUCUGCCUUGGAGCUCACCACUGCCUGCCCAGCCUCCUCCGCGCAGGGACCCAGAGGGCCUGAUUACAGGGUGUGCCAGCAGAGGAACAAGGCAAGGGUACCUCCAGCAUUGGAGGCAGUUGAGAACUGGCCCCGCUUAGCCAAGCCGUGAGGAGCUAAAGCCCUCGCGUGUGACGGGCAUCGCCCAGCGCUUUCAUAAAGGGGUUGUUAACGGAAGCUUUCCCUGGGUCCUCUGUGUCUUUCGAGCCGCAGGUCCCCGGGAAGUGGGACUCCGCGUAAACAUUCAGAGACUGAUCAGAGCACCGAGGAGGAGAACCCGGAAAGCUACGCCAGGGCCAACCGCCCCACGUCGCGUCGUUCCAGUGUUUGGGGCCACACCUCCAGCGGGAAACAAGACCACGCAGACAGGGCAGCCGGGAGGUGGCUCCAAUCUGACGGCAAGUCAAGGAGCAGUGUCUCCUAUCGGCCGGCAAAAUGACUGAUCUGUGUGAACCUUGUGAGGGGUCCUCUUUGGACUCAGAGCCCCAAGAUCCAACCACAAGCCCAGGAGCCCCCACGACCUCAAAGCAUGCCAGCCCCAGCGUCUCGGAGCUCAUCCUUUGGGCCGUGGCCACCUCCCCGAAAUGCCAAGGCCUCUCCUUGGAGGCCCUGAAGAAGAUAAUCACCAAGGCAGGCUACGACGUGGUGAGGAACAAAACCCAUUUCCUCCGUGUGCUCAAGGGGCUGGUCUCCAAAGGGCUGCUGAAGCAGAUGACUGGGAUGGGCGCCACAGGCUCCUUUCGUGCCGGCAAGAAGAAGAGGGACGUGAAGAAGAAUCAAGUAGCUGGCAAGAAAAGGAAGAAGCCCGGGAGGAGGAAGGCACCCAAACGCGUGUCCUCCAAAGCCGGCCGGCCAGCCCACCGGGGUAGGAAACGGCAAGCCGCCAAGUGAGGGAUUGCAUCCCCCGCUGUGAAACAAGGCUUAAUAAAGGGAUCCAUGUAUUUAAAAGCUCUCCCGUGUCUGGGCGAAUCCUUUCAAAGUGAGAUGCGAAGAGGAAACCGCCUUGAAAGUCAGGAGGGUGGGAGGCCAGGGGCUGAAUGCCUUCCCAGCCCUCUGCAUCAGUCUGGGCCAUUGUGUGGGUGGGGAGAACUCUGCGGGAUUACGGAACUGGUGCUUGGUAACUUGGCUGAUCCUU